AUGCACGCCAUCGGGACAAGCCACAACUGCUUCUCAUGCAUCCAGGCGGACGAGCUACAUGAAAACAGACAUCGAAGGAUCGCAGAGCUCCUUGCAGAGUACAAGAUCGCAACUGGAACAGGCCCGAUCUCGACCAGGACCAGAACUAGGUUGGAGGAACUGCCCGUCAACGUCCCUUAUGCUCAGCAAGAAGUCCGUCAAUUUGAUCUUCUGGAUGGCGAGCUCGACGAUGAAGGCAAUGACGACGCGCAAACUGUCACCGACACCACAGCAAGCACGGCCGAUGAUAGCGAACGUGCUCUUACUGCUCCUGCCAAGAUGACCAAGGCCGAGGUCCGCGCCAUGAAGAAAGCUUCCAAGGCCGCAAAAUCACAGUCCAAAGCUGCUAAGAACCAGCAGAGGCAUGUCAUCAAUGUCCGGGCUGAAGACGUCUCCUUCGUGGCAAAGGUCUUGCACGGCGACGCUGCGAAUGCACAAGGCCCAGCAAGUGCUACACAUCCAUUGGCCACCGACAAGACCAUCGAGGAAGUCAUUGCCCGCAACAUGGGUUUUUUGUCGAGUAUUGACGAGCACAAGAAGGCGUUGCUGUCAAGCAUUGCACAGAGGAGAAGGAGUGACCGGGACAGGUGCAAGAGUGCAUCUGCUACGAGCAGUGGUGGUUCAAAGAAGCGGAGGUUCAGUGAACGUGUGAAUGACGAGAACCCAGCUGAUGAAGAGAUGGACGAUCUGCUUGUCGCUGUGCUGGGUAGGCUGGGGGUAGAUGCCGAACAUGCCCGGUCUUGUGGCACGUCCCUUGCUGUCCCGGUUGUCAAUGGUGGUGCUGCCAGAAAAGACGGAGCGGUUGCCGACAAGGACGUUGUCUGCAGGCCACAUCAGGUCACUUCCAUCAUUGCUAAUCUCAAAGGCCUAGUGCGAGAUGAUUUGGAACGGUUCGAGAACGAGCAGCGCGAGACAUGUGUCCGAGCCGGUGGUUUCUGGAGAUAUGUCGGCAGGCCGGUCUUUGAACGUAUGACGCAAAUCGCAAAGGAGCUGGACUGGAAGACAGGGAUGAAAUUGAAGGAAAUCAACGGCCAUAGGGAACGGGCCGAUUGA
Molecule: messenger RNA, 1092 nt
Organism: Cladophialophora carrionii CBS 160.54
Lineage: Eukaryota; Fungi; Ascomycota; Eurotiomycetes; Chaetothyriales; Herpotrichiellaceae
Exons: 2
Coding region: 1-1092 (363 amino acids)
Source: RefSeq, a predicted model, not a curated record